AUGCGCUCGACGAUGACAACAUGCGCAUUAUUAUUGCUGGCGAUCAACUGUGUGAUCGCAGAGCAGAAACAACCGAAAAUUGAGGAGCCCGAUUACGAGAAGACGGCUCGCGAUCCGCCGGAGGCUAUUCGAUUGCCGCUGGCGUGGGGUCGAUUCAAGGAAGUGAGCAGUGAGCAAUUCGGACUGUUCCCGGAGGCGUUGUCGUCGUGCGGUAGCCAUUUGGGUGUGAAGACGCCCAAUCCCGGAUAUACUGGCCAGACAUUCGACAUCGAGGUGCCAUGCUUCCCAUUCCCGCGACGCGUGUUCACCGGCGGCGAGAACGGCACGACGGCGCCGAAAAUCGAGAAUUGUCAGCCGCUGAAAUGUCCGGGCGAGCCGUUGACGAAUAUCGAGGCGAUCAACUACAACACGUCGAUGGAGCGCGCCUCGUUCACGAAAUCGCCGGUGGCGCCGCCGAUGAAAGACGCCGAGAUGGCAGCGAUCUGCGAGGACGCCGAUGUCUACACCGGCCAAGAUGACGUCGAUCUGUUGGUGUUCAAUGAUCUGACUUGCUCGUAUACACCGACGCUCGGCGAUAAGAUGAUUCCGCGGUUCAUACAAGACGAUGGUCUUUACAAGAUCACGAAUCACUUCCAUGGAAAAGAGAUGACGCCGAACUACGAAAAUUCUGGCGAGUAUGGAAUAGACGUUUGGGAUAUCAAGAAAGGAGGCGACGCUUAUAAACGAUGCGACGCUGGCUGCGAUCGCGGUCGACUCAUCAAGUACACGAUGUACGAAGGCGCGUGGAACGGAAUCAUGUUCUUGACGCCCGACACCGACGUCGUCAAAAUCUGUCUUGAUCCGCAAGAUCACACCGACGACGCGAAAACGCCGCAAUGCAAACCGCAUCGUGUCAUCACGAUACUGCUCAAAUCGAAUCUCGUCAUUUGGCCCUACUUGUUCCGGCCGUCGCGCAUCCGCUUCGGCUCCAAUGAGCGCGGACAAUCGCCGCUGAAAGCCUAUGUGAUCGAGUUUGGGUACGGUGUGAAGGAUAGCAAAGGGACGAUCACAUCGCAAUUCCGCGUCGGCAACAUGUAUCGGGAGUUCGUCGUCAGCGAGUCGAAAGGCUAUCCGAAAGAGGUCGGGCAGCGAUUCGCGUUGAUCUUCCCGAAUAAGGGCGGAUUGCUGAGGCAUUUUGGAUUCGUUAUUGAUAACGUCGAAGCCGCUUCGGCGCUGGUCAAACCCGACGAGGAAGUGAAGAAGGUCAGCGCGAAGUCGAAAACCGGCGAGAAGAUUGGAGGCGAUAUUGCGGAGAAGGAAAUUGUGCCGACGACUGAGAAGCCGUUGGCGCAGAUCGAUCGAUCCACCACACCGCCACCGAUUAUCUUCAAACUCGCCGACUCGCGCAUCGUGGAGGCGGUGAAGGCCGAAGAUGCCCAAGAAGUCUACACCGAAGGAAAAUGGUUGUUGUUUGGAAUCUUGAUGGGCUUCAUUAUCGGCACAUUCCUCACCGUCAUCAUGGGCGGCGGCGCGUUCUGGUUCAUGCGACGAACGGUGUACUCGUCGUGGUACCGCGGCAUGUUCAAACGCUACGGAUGCGACGCGUCGGGAACGACGGGCGGCAUCACCGGCAUCGGGUUCGGCAACACGGCGACCGGAAUGGGAACGACGGCAAAUUUGUCGGCCAUCUCGCAAGUCUCAUCGUCGUCGACCGCCGAUGCCUCGACGGGAAAAUCCGAGAAUCCGCCGAGUGUGGCCAUGUGA
This is a messenger RNA of Caenorhabditis bovis, 1743 nucleotides long. The record is from the annotation of a GenBank genome assembly. Lineage: Eukaryota; Metazoa; Nematoda; Chromadorea; Rhabditida; Rhabditidae.